UCUGUUUUCCUUUCAAAACUUUUGUUUACAAAUUAAUGACAAGUAGAUAUUUUUAAUCAGUCACUGAAUGUUUAUAUAUGAGGCUAUUUGUGUGCGAAAUUGCAGAUAGCCCGUCGCCCGAUAUAUUAUUAAUGUAGAAUUUAUGUAACGAAAUGGUUGUGUAAAUUCAUAAUGUCUUUAAAGAGUGCAUAUUUGUUGAUUUUUCAAAUAAUUGUAAUUUAUAAUUGCUCGUGCGAUGUAAGCCUUGAACGACGGCAAAAACUGUUACAUGGCUUUAUAAAUUACUACAACGAUUUACCUAAUCAGGUUUAUAAAACCGAAGUAGGCGUUCUGCAGAAUUUUGAAGAAAUCGAUGAGACCUCUAGUAAAAUAGUAGUCAACUUGCAAGUUGCUGAUAUUCAUAAUCAUGAGUCAAUCAAGUACUUAAGGUGUAGUAGCACAGUACAGGAUUCACAAGAGCAGGGUGUGGUUGUCCUGAAUGAAAUUCACUGUCAGGAGCUACCUGAUCAACAGGGAGUUAGUGUUCAGCAAGAGACCACAGAAAUAACUGAACAGAAUCCCAUACAUUUCGAUAAUGAAAAUGAAUUUAAUACAGUUUCGCCAACUGAACAGUUAAUCGCGGCACCAAGGAAAGAUGGCUUCAGUCCUUGCAUAGGAUGUUCCACACGUGUCGAUGUAGACGCAGCAGGUGUUCAAGAACUGGCUUCGUUAGCAGUUCAUCAUCUUGAUAGACACGACGAUACUGCAAAAUAUAGUCUAAUCUCUGUCGUCGAUGUAGAAAGACAAGUACAGGUGGUUAACGGUGUAAGAUAUAUUUUAACACUCUUAGUAAAUAACAAUACAUGCACUGAAAAUCAAUCGGAAGAUUGCCAAGUGGUUACACCAUGUCGGAUUUCUAUACUCGAGAAACCAUGGCUUAGAUUACCUAGUGGUGUUAAAUACAGAUCUAUUUUAUCGAACAAUUGCACUGAUCAAUGGUUAUUUGGUGACAAUGGUGAUAUACUGGAUGAGAAUUUUGGACAAAAUAAUGAGAUUAUUAAUACUGACAAAAAAGAUGAGGCUGGGGAUGACAUUAUCAAACCAGUGCACGCGAACGAUGUUCAAACACAACAAAACCAAGAAAAAUCCCUAACUGUUGAUCAAAUUAAGGGCUUAGAAGAACAAAUUAUACCUCACGAUGAAUAUACAGUUGUCAGUAGUACAGAGCAAGUAUUGAUUACUACAAGAGCCGAUGGCUUGACUGAAGAGGUUGUUUUUAAAGAUAAGUCCACCCAAGGUCAACAAAAUGUGAUUCGCCAAUUUGAUCAGAAAGAACAAACCGGUUUGACAAAUGAUAAAAAGAAAGCAAUUGAUGAUCUCAUAAAUUUUUUCGAGUUUGCUGGGUUUAAUUUGAAUCGUGACGAAGAAGUCUAUUCGAGGUCAAGAAGAAGUUUCGAUGACGAGCUAGACGUAUUUUCUGUAGCUCAAAAAUAUCGCAAAUUAAAAGAAAGUCUACAAAAUGGUAUGGAAUUGUACAAUUCUGCCCAAGCAAUGAUAGAUUACUUAAACGAAAUUGAUUUGGAAAUAAAAAAUAGAGUUUUACAAGAGAUCAUUCAAGCUGAAGAAGAGGAUGUAAAUUUUCAACGCUUUUUAUAUAUUCAAGCUCGAGUGAUUAUCCCCUGCGAUAAAAAUAAUUGUGAGUUGAGAGAUAACAAAUUCAAAGUUUGCAAUGGUAUUCUUGACAGUACGGAUUCGAAAAAUCCUCAUGUACUGACAGCUUUUUGUUACAAAGAACCCGAUAGCAGCAUAUUUAAUACAAUAAGAACUGUUCCGCCUAACGACCCAAUAUUACAAAUGAUGGUAAGAGUUUCGUUAAAGAAAAUUGAAAAAGAAUCUAAUGAAAAAAAUGCAAUGAAAGUAUCCAAAAUAAUUGAUGCAAAUGUGCAAAAAACUUCGGGAAUAUUAACAAAAUUUUUAGUGGUCCUGGAUCGUUUAAACUGUAGCCAAAAUACGCCCAUAUCAUUAAGACAGAACUGCACAACAGUGGAGGAUCUCGGAUCCAAAGUGUGCGACGUUGUUGUAUUCGAAAAGCUUUGGUUGAAAGAUAAGGAUGUCUCUUUCACAUGCUUGGAAAGGCCUGUCGAAAGCUCAUUCACACGUUCGAAUAUUAGAAAAACUUUUGAAAUUGAUGAUUAUAAAGUUUCUGAAAUGCUGCAAGAGAGUUUAAUGUACUUAGAUGUUAAAUCUAAUAGAAAUAACAAACAAAAGAUAGUGGAUGUGAAUUCUGUAUCAACUCAAAUCAAUGCAGGAUUAUUAACAGAAAUAAUAUUUACAGUGGCUUAUACUUCUUGCAGAAAUGAUGUAAAAGUUGACAUAAACACUUGUAAUGUUUUAGAAGAUGAACCGUUAAGAAACUGUAAGGCACAAAUAUGGGAUCGAACUUGGAUAGAAGACGGAACACAAAUAAAAGUAUCAUGUGACGAUACUCCUUCCGUAAAUGAGAGUACCGAUUUACGUACCAAUAACUCCUUAGAUUUUGUCGGUGGUCUACAGUUGCAAGAUGCACACGAUCAAAAGUAUAAGUUGUUGGCAGAGGAAUCACUGAGACAGUUCUUGCAAAAAAAUGGAACUACAAAGCCCCACACUGUAGUACGUCUAAAUAAAGUGACCACUCAAGUUGUUUCUGGAACUUUAAUACGACUUGACUUCGUGGCUGCUCCGACAGGCGAGGAGUCUCGUUAUCAAUGCCAUUCUGAAAUUUGGGAACGACCAUGGCUGAAGAAAACAGACAUAGAGGUGAAUUGUAAACAAAGUAACGAAAGAUCUAAAAGAAACGUAUUAGGCGGAAUAAAAGAGUCUGAUCUAACAGACCCUCACUAUAAGGAACUGGCUCAACAAUCAUUGAAUCAGUUCUUGAAACAAAGCGGCAAUACAAAGCCCCACACUGUAGUACGUCUAAAUAAAGUUACCACUCAAAUUGUUUCUGGAACUUUAACACAACUUGACUUCGUGGCUGCUCCAACAGGCGAGGAGUCUCAUUAUCAAUGCCAUUCUAAAAUUUGGGAACAACCAUGGCUGAAGAAAACAAGCAUAGAGGUGGAUUGUAAACAAAGUAACGAAAGAUCUAAAAGAAACGUAGUAGGCGGAAUAAAAGAGUCUGAUCUAACAGACCCUCACUAUAAGGAACUGGCUCAGCAAUCAUUGAAUCAGUUCUUGAAAGAAAGUGGCAAUACAAAGCCCCACAUUGUAGUACGUCUAAAUAAAGUUACCACUCAAGUUGUUUCUGGAACUUUGACACGACUUGACUUCGUGGCUGCUCCGACAGGCGAGGAGACUCAUUAUCAAUGCCAUUCUGAAGUUUGGGAACAACCAUGGCUGAAGAAAACAAACAUAGAGGUGGAUUGUAAACAAAGUAACGAAAGAUCUAAAAGAAACGUAGUAGGCGGAAUAAAAGAGUCUGAUCUAACAAACCCUCACUAUAAGGAACUGGCUCAGCAAUCAUUGAAUCAGUUCUUGAAAGAAAGUGGCAAUACAAAGCCCCACAUUGUAGUACGUCUAAAUAAAGUUACCACUCAAGUUGUUUCUGGAACUUUGACACGACUUGACUUCGUGGCUGCUCCGACAGGCGAGGAGACUCAUUAUCAAUGCCAUUCUGAAGUUUGGGAACAACCAUGGCUGAAGAAAACAAACAUAGAGGUGGAUUGUAAACAAAGUAACGAAAGAUCUAAAAGAAACGUAGUAGGCGGAAUAAAAGAGUCUGAUCUAACAAACCCUCACUAUAAGGAACUGGCUCAGCAAUCAUUGAAUCAGUUCUUGAAAGAAAGUGGCAAUACAAAGCCCCACAUUGUAGUACGUCUAAAUAAAGUUACCACUCAAGUUGUUUCUGGAACUUUAACACAACUUGACUUCGUGGCUGCUCCAACAGGCGAGGAGUCUCAUUAUCAAUGCCAUUCUAAAAUUUGGGAACAACCAUGGCUGAAGAAAACAAGCAUAGAGGUGGAUUGUAAACAAAGUAACGAAAGAUCUAAAAGAAACGUACCAGGUGGAAUGACAGAGUCUGACGUAACCAAACCUCACUAUAAGAAACUGGCUCAGCAAUCAUUGAAUCAGUUCUUGAAAGAAAGUGGCAAUACAAAGCCCCACAUUGUAGUACGUCUAAAUAAAGUUACCACUCAAGUUGUUUCUGGAACUGUAACACAACUUGACUUCGUGGCUGCUCCAACAGGCGAGGAGUCUCAUUAUCAAUGCCAUUCUAAAAUUUGGGAACAACCAUGGCUGAAGAAAACAAGCAUAGAGGUGGAUUGUAAACAAAGUAAUGAAAGAUCGAAAAGAAACGUACCAGGUGGAAUAACAGAUUCUGAUCUGAAUUACACUAAAUUUCAUAUUAAUAAGUUCACAAGUAAGAAGCGACUGAAUUUGCGAAAGUCAUUAAUAGGUGGUAAACAUGAAGAAGACCCUUCUGAUAAGGAAUUCAAAGUUUUAGCACAAGAAUCAUUGCAUGAAUAUGCACGUUUAGAAAAAAAUGAUUUUAUCCAUAAAGUUAUAGAUGUUAAUCGUGUAUCUACUCAAACGGUGUCAGGAAACAUUUAUAACAUUCAUUUUAGCGCUGUACCGACUUCGUGUUCAACAGCAGUUCAGGAUCCUAGUUUUUGCGAGCAGAAAGACGGAAGUAGCAUUCUUCAGUGUCAUGCUAGAAUAUGGAGUCGACCUUGGUUAGGAAAAAAAACAACCACAAUUACCUGUAACCAACGUACCGAAGCAAAGAAGAAAGUGAAAAGACAAACAUUGGACGAUGGUGAUUACAUAGAUGAAGAAUUACGAAAUUAUUAUGCCGAACGUGCAAAUCAAUAUUUAAAUCAAGUAUCAGACACAAAUAAUCUAUACAAACUGAUAACUGUACACGCAAUAAAGUAUGGCAAACAGAUGGGUAGAAAUAUAGUUCAAAUGUAUAUUGAAGUUGCACCAACGUUCUGUUUGCGUCACGCCGACGAGAAUGAACUCGGAGGCUGCGAAGAAAUUGAGGCGCUGGAUCACAAGUUAUGCUAUGGAAGACUUUGGCCUUCGCCUGAUGACGAAUUAGUCGUUCAGUCGGUUUCUGUGAUCUGUGACGAUGACAACGAAUUCGAAACUGUCUCGGGGAUAUCUAUACGAAGAUUAAUUAAAAGCUCUAUUAAAGAACUCGAAAAGAAUCCAGACCAAAAAUAUAAGUUAAUCCAUUUAGGAACACCUUAUCUAGUUCCCAGUCUUGACUCAGAUGUACCUAUUAAAGUUUCAUUUCUGAUUGGAUCAACGAACUGCACUAAGGAGGUAGAUAUUGAAAACAGUCCUCUUCAAUGCUUUUUGGACGGUAGCAAAUCAUCGAAACCGUGCACUUCUUUUGUAUGGUUCGUUCCAAAUACAAAAGAUAUCUAUCAAAUCAAUGUCCAGUGCGUAGAACCGGCAACGCGUCAAAAAAGAUCGGUGUCCCUAAACUCGGCAAAUGUUUCCGCGAACGAUUUAGAAAUUCGGGAAUUAGUAAAACAAUCCUUGGAUAAACUGGAAAUGGCAUCCGUUCAUAGGUAUAAACAAAGGGUAAUUCAAAUAAAUUCAUUUUCGACUAAGAUAACAACAGGAAAAGUGACUACAAUAGACUUCGAUAUCGGUUACACGUCGUGUCUAAAGUAUGAGUGGGUCGAUGACGUCACGACUUGUCAGUUUUUGGAACACCUACCCAGGAGACAUUGCGUUUCUAAAGUAUUCGAAAGGUUAUGGGUUGCGAACGGAAAGAAUAUCGACGUUAGUUGCGAAGACGAUGAAACACCAUUAGAAGCUCAUGUUGAAUUCGAAAGUGCAGAAAUGGCGUUGCAGCUAGCUAAUGAAGCACUAAAACACAUCGAGGCCCGAUACCCGAAUCCGAGGAAACAAAAGAUUUUAAGAAUAUUCACGCUAGAAAAACAAGUGGUCGCCGGUAUACAUUACAGAAUGAAAGUUGAAGUCGGCCUGACGAAUUGUACAGCUUUGACGAAUCGAUCGGAUUGUAAACAUAUUAGUGACGAGAGCUUGAAUAAAUUUUGCCGCGUGAACGUUUGGAUGCGGCCCUGGACAAAUCAUUCACCGAACUUCAGAGUGACAUGCGAUUAUCAAGAAAGCGCAACAAUUGAUCUGUACCACCACAUACAAGCUGAACAUUUGUUUUAUGAUUUUUUGGCGACACACAAACCGAAUUACAUAGACGAUGCCGCCGAAAUGCGUAGGAGAUUCGAAAUUUUUAAGGGCAACGUAAGAAAAAUUCACGAAUUGAAUACACACGAACGCGGCACCGCCGUAUAUGGAAUAACGCAAUUCGCCGAUUUGUCCUAUGAAGAGUUUGGAAAGAAAUAUCUUGGCUUGAAACCUAGUUUGCGAGAUACCAAUCAGAUUCCAAUGAGGCAGGCAGAAAUCCCGAAGAUUGAAAUCCCCGAUAAAUUCGAUUGGCGCGAUUAUGACGCUGUUACCGAUGUUAAAGACCAGGGUAUGUGCGGAAGCUGCUGGGCCUUUAGCGUUACUGGUAAUGUCGAGGGUCAAUAUAAGUUGAAGACUGGACAGCUGCUGUCACUCUCUGAGCAAGAGCUGGUGGACUGUGAUAAACUUGACGAAGGAUGUAACGGGGGUCUACCUGAUAAUGCGUACAGGUAG
Molecule: messenger RNA, 6633 nt
Organism: Bombyx mandarina (wild silkworm)
Lineage: Eukaryota; Metazoa; Arthropoda; Insecta; Lepidoptera; Bombycidae
Biological process (GO): proteolysis
Cellular component (GO): vesicle; cytoplasm
Molecular function (GO): cysteine-type endopeptidase inhibitor activity; cysteine-type peptidase activity
Source: RefSeq, a predicted model, not a curated record